CGUCAACAAUGUCGGAUGUGAUAAUGUAAAGGAUCUCUCUUCAGUCAUUAUUACAUUCGUUUUGAGAGCGGUUGUUCAUUAUGGAAGACAAAGCUUUGGCAUAUUUUGCCUCUAUUAACCCACUCUCCAAGAAAAUCGUUCACGAGACUCAGAUAGCAAAGAAUAUUUUGAACGAAGAGUGGAAUGAAUUGGAGUGGAAGAAACAGGAAGAGGCACUUGACGAUUUUUUCGUUGACCGAAGUGUUCGAGAGAAAUACGUUAGUGGCGCAAAAGACAGUCAUUAUGGCAUAUCAUUUCCAAAAUUAUACAUUCAAUCAGGGGAGAAAAUAAUCGUCGACAUGGACAGUGAUAUAUGGUCCUGGCAAGAUGUGCACUCGGCUCCAUUUUCAUGGCGGUCCAAGAGCCAGCAAGACCUUAAUCUCUUAGACUUGGAACCAGAAAAGCUUUCCAAACCCCAGCCUUCUAAAGGAGCUGCCAAGUCCAAAUCGGGACAAGAGAAUGAGGAACGACCAACAGCACCACCAGAAUUUGUCUACAACCCUAAUCCCAGUAUCUGGGAAACUGACAAGUACAAAAAUUGGAAAUCUGAUCCAAACAAUUUUAUACUGCCGGAAACCAAAGAAAGCGAUCACAGUAGCCAUGGUAACGUAAGGAAUAGUUGUGUUUCAGAUGUUUCACAACCAUCUCUCACUGAUAACAAACCUGCCGGAGAAAAUGAGGGGGAAACAUCACAAACAGCUCCUCAACCCUCUAAAAGGUCUCCAAAAAAGGCAUCGACAAAGUCACCUGUUGCUUCCAGAUUGAAAUUGUCUUCCUCAUUUUCAAAACGUCGACAGGAAGAGGAACAGGAACUUGUUACGAAUGAACAGACCAGAAAGGAAUUUCCUAAGGCCCACAAAGACAUAGAAAGUAAUGUCUUUGAUAAUCCCGUAAUGAACAUCAGAGAACAAAAUCUCGUUGAUGAGGAGACCGAAAGCAUUAGUAGUACAACCUCAUCACCAUCUAGGAAACCGUUGUUAAGGGAGCCAAGAGUACAGAUGAUGGAGCGAGAGGAGCAGACGGAUAUGUUUGAUGGAGCCAAAAGGACUUUGGAUCUAAAUGAUGAUCAGGCAGGGCUGCUGGAGGUCACUGAAUCACAUGGAUCUGUCCUAUCUGGGUCAGAUAUGGUUGUCUUACGAGAAUCUGAGGUAUCUGGAGAGAGACCAGAUUCAUCUGUUCCAAUGUCUGGAUUCACAUUCCUUGACAACUGGUAGCCUUGACAUGUAACAGGACGUCUCUCACUACUGGGACCAGUGUAUGACUUGUAAACACACAAACGCUUCACAGAUCUGGAUUAUAAUUGUGCUGCUGUCUUACCAGCCUUGUGGUACCAUUACACACAUUGUACGAUUUAAUUUUUUGAUAAAAAAAAAACAAACAUGUACUUACUUGCAUUUUAUUAUACAAAGAAAUAUGAUUGCAGGUACUUUUUGGUAUAACUUAUUUUUGCCUUAUCUUGUAAAUCUUACAUUAGCUGAAACAGAAUUGCUCAAUUUUCAGCACUGUUAUGCUAUUUUCUGUGCAUUAGUAAUAUAUGGUUGUUAUAGAUACAGAUGAUACUAAACACCUGUGUUUAAAUGGUGAUUAUAAUCAUGUAAAUGUUGUAUGCUCAAACUUGUCACUAGCAUAUUUACAAAAAAAAUAUGUUUCAUAGAAUUGAUAUUAGUAAAUACAGUACAGAGGAAACAAUGGUGGCCUGGCUAUAUGUAUAGUGCUAUUGCACAUAAAUGUUAUCAUGUAUUUUUUACAUAUUUUAGAUAUUUAAACCAGAAUAUAACUUUUUUUAAACCUAAAGAUCUGACCAUAUAGCUCUUCCUAAAACUCAUUAGGAACUUCUAGAAUUGUUUAAUGUGUAAGGAUGUAUUUGAUUAACCCUGGAAGUAUCCAUCUUCUUUAUAAUCUGCUUAAAAUAAUUAUUAACUAUAAAAAUGUUCAGUGUGGUUUAUUGUAUUUUGGGGAUAUAUAUACUGUCAAUAUUACUGGGUGCUAUACUUGUAUGCCUAUUAUUUCACUUUUGUAAUGUUGGCAUGUCUUGUAUCAAUUUUAAUGGUCUGUGGGUCAUGCUGAUAGAAAGAUUCAAAUCAGACUGAAAUAAGAUUCAAAUCAGAGACUGAAGUGAGAUUCAAAUCAGGGACUGAAAUGAGAUUCAAAUCAGAGACUGAAAUAAGAUUCAAAUCAGAGACUGAAAUGAGAUUCAAAUCAGAGACUGAAAUGAGAUUCAAAUCAGAGACUGAAAUGAGAUUCAAAUCAGAGACUGAAAUGAGAUUCAAAUCAGAGACUGAAAUGAGAUUCAAAUCAGAGACUGAAGUGAACGAUUUCAUCACAAUUCAUCUAUUAAUUAACUAUAAACAGGAUUUCAGAACUUCCAACAAGUAGGAAAAUAUUCUGAGUUCCUUCUAGAAAUGUUAAUUUUGUUGCAUGUAUAAUGUUCAUCUGUUCACUAAUUCCUAUAUAUUGUGUAUUCAUAUAGAUAUACAUUUAUUAUUUUACGCAAUGUGCUAAUUUUUCAGCAAGUUGAAAUGUAUGUGAAUGUAUUCACUUGCAAGUUGCAUUGAACUUGUAUUUAUGUGUUUUUAUGUACCAAACAAAGGGCAGAAUUUAUGAUUGUUGAUUGUGAUAUGGGGUCAUUAUCAUUUAUAUAUAAUUCUUAAUAUAAUGACUUCACUUUAUCUUCUUACUCCAUUUUGGAUAUUUUGGAAAUAUUUUUGACUCUGAAGCUUUAAUAUUUUCUUUUUACUGUCAGAAUUAAAACUAUAAAUUAUGAGUAUAAGAUAUAACUAUCAUACUAUGUAGUAUAAUACAGGGAAAAUCAAUUAUUUACUGGGAGAAGGUUUAUAAUACUGUCACUGUACAUACAUGUUUAUUUAGGAAGAGCUCAAUUAAGAUAUUUUAUGUCAGCAGUGUAACAACAGAUCUAGACUGAACAUACUGCAUUUGAAUGAAAAAAAAAAUCCAAAAUUGAUGAAUACAACAAAUUUAAUCCUUUAAUAAGAUGUUGCUUUAACAUCUAAAAUGCACAGGGGCCCAAUAAUUUGUUACUGUCUGUGUGUAUGUAGAGCUAUCCUGGUGUAUAGCACAUUUUUAGAUGUUUUAGUGAGCUGGACAAAAUUCAAUAAAAGACGCAUCUUGAUGUGCCAAUCGUGCAUUUAAUCUAGCCCCAUAUGAAAAAGUCUGAAAAUGUGCUAUACACACUAGGAUAGGUUUUAAAAUAUGCAUAGACUGUAACAAAUUCUCAAGUCCCUGUGUCAACAUGUCAUCCUAUAUUAGUUUAAUUUACCUAGGCAUUUUACAUUAUGUAACACUUCUAUGGCAAUUCAAGGAACUGCAAUGGGAAUACUGUAAAGUCAUUUUGUAUACACUUUUAAUAGAACUAUAGCAGAACUAUUACUCUUGUAGUAUUCUAUGUUGUUUAAUAUAUUAACUACAUUUUGUGAAAUCAUUGUAAAGUUGUGAAUAUAAUUUUGUGUCAUGUGUAAGUGCAAUAAAUCUACGUACUAAUUAUUUCA
This is a messenger RNA of Pecten maximus, 3545 nucleotides long. RefSeq lists its product as uncharacterized. NCBI's taxonomy places the organism in Eukaryota, Metazoa, Mollusca, Bivalvia, Pectinida, Pectinidae. The record is from RefSeq and is a predicted model, not a curated record. Bases 81 to 1253 code for a protein of 390 amino acids. The transcript is spliced from 4 exons.